UGUUGCAGCGUGGUUACAAGUGAGCGAUGGAUCUGCUGACGUGGCAGCGAUAAUGAAGACGAAUAUGGGUUAUAUAACUACGGGCUGGGUUACGGCCCAAAAAGGUUGCUGGUCAAUGUUGAAGGGUGGUUUUUCUGAUGUUUCGGGCAUCGCUCAGCUAUAUUUUGAGAGUCAAAACUCAGCAGUUGAAAUAUGGGUCGAUAGCAUCUCACUGCAACCAUUUACUCAGGAAGAGUGGAAAUCCCACCAAGAACAAAGCGUGAACAAGGUGAGAAAAUCGAAAGUGAAAUUUGUGGUGGUGGACCAAAAAAAGCGACCCAUACCCAACGCUACAGUCUCCAUGAAGCAAACAUCUUCCAAAUUUCCCUUUGGCUGUGCCAUCAAUUACAACAUACUCUUUAACCCAAACUACCAAAAAUGGUUUACAUCAAGAUUCAAACUCUCCGUCUUCGAAAACGAGCUCAAAUGGUACUCCACAGAACAAUCUCAAGGCCACGUGGACUACUCCACGUCAGAUGCGCUGCUUAAAUUCUGCGACUCCCACAGCAUAACCGUUCGUGGCCAUAACAUUCUUUGGGAUGUCCAAAAUGGUAAUCCCAGUUGGGUACAAAGCCUUUCCCCGGACGCCUUACAGAAGGCCACAAAUGGAAGGGUAUUAUCGGUAGUCAAUAAAUAUAAAGGUCGAUAUAGCCAAUUGGACGUGGUGAACGAAAAUAUUCAUGGGCAUUUCUACGAGGAUAAAUUGGGAAGUAGCGCUUCUGUUAUUUUCUAUAACAUGACAAGCCAAAUCGAUCCCGAUGCUACCCUGUUUUUAAACGACUACAACACAAUCGAAGAAAGUCGAGAUGGUAAUGCUUCCCCUUGGAAAUAUCUGAAGAAGAUUAAGGACUUUAGGGAGUUUGGUUAUGAAGGUUCUCUGGCUAUUGGGCUCGAGGGUCAUUUCAGUUAUAUGAGUUUGCCGUAUAUAAGGGCCGCAAUCGAUGUAGUUGCAGCUGCAAAGCUGCCGAUUUGGGUUACAGAGUUGGACGUUUCAGCUGGACCCAAUCAGGCAAGCUUCUUGGAACAAAUUCUAAAUGAACUUCAUGCACAUCCCAAUUUGGAAGGGAUGAUGCUUUGGUCAGCUAGGAGUCCAGGAGGAUGCUACCAGAUGUGUUUAACAGACAAUAAUUUUAAUAACUUGGCAACUGGGGACGUUGUUGACAAUUUCAUUAGUUACUUGUCUCACAAGGCAGAUUCACCUGGAAGUGGAAGUACAGAUGCCAAUGGAAUUUACGUAAAAUCGCUUUUUCAUGGUGAAUAUGAAGUUACGGUUCACCAUCCCAACGGAGUUAUUAGUUCACGACAAGUUGAUGUUGUGCCGAGAGAAGAAGCACAAGGACUACAUGUAGUUUCGAUCCAAAUAUAAAGCAUAACUUCAUAACUUAAUAAUGUUUUACUUCUCAUAUAAUGUGUAAGAGGGACUUGGUCAACUUCAACCUUAUAAUUUAUACUCCUUAUCAUGUUGUACUCACUUAUAUAUACUUUCACAUUUCACCCGUAGUUUUUCUUAAGAAAAAAAAAAACAAAACAAUAAGGGUGGUAUAUGUUUUAAAAUAAUUACUUUUUAAUGUUGAGGUUCCAUCGUAAUUAGUUGUUUUUUCUCACUUAAUUUUCCCAUUCAAUUAUUU
Molecule: messenger RNA, 1667 nt
Organism: Striga asiatica
Lineage: Eukaryota; Viridiplantae; Streptophyta; Magnoliopsida; Lamiales; Orobanchaceae
Source: the annotation of a GenBank genome assembly